ACAACUCAUCCAUAAUGGCAGAGAUACCCUUUGACAAACUUUUAAAGUUAUUUUCAGGCGCAGGCUCAACGUUGUUGCUGGCUGGAGCCGGCGUUUGGCUCGUGAAUUCCAGUCUUUACGACGUCGGAGCUGGUCACAGGGCCUUGGUGUACAAUCGUAUAACUGGGAUUAGUGACGCUACACAUGGAGAAGGAACCCACUUUUUAAUCCCGUGGCUCGAAAGGCCAAUUAUAUACGACGUCAGGACCAGACCCAGGACUUUGAUGUCGCUAACUGGUAGCAGAGAUUUGCAAAUGGUCAACAUAACCUGCCGUGUCCUCUCCAGACCGGAUGAGAGGAAGCUCAGGGACAUUUACAGGCAUUUGGGAAAGGAUUACGACGAGAAGGUCCUUCCUUCCAUCAUAAAUGAGGUCCUCAAGAGCAUUGUGGCUCAGUACAAUGCAUCGCAGCUCAUCACUCAGAGGGAGACUGUUAGCAAAGCUGUUCGGGACCAACUGGUCAACAGAGCUAGAGAUUUCAACAUUUUGCUGGAUGACGUCUCACUCACCCAUUUGAGCUUUAGUCCAGAGUACGAAAAGGCUGUUGAGGCAAAGCAGGUUGCUCAACAACAAGCGGAAAGAAGCAAGUACAUUGUGCUCAAGGCACAGGAAGAAAAGAAGUCAACUAUUAUCAAGGCGCAGGGAGAGUCUGAGGCUGCCAGAUUGAUUGGAAGUGCCAUGAGAGAUAACCCAGCGUUUAUUACGCUGCGCAAAAUUGAAACUGCCAAGGAGAUUGCGAAUAUUUUGGCUAAAUCGCAAAACAAGGUUAUGCUAAAUAGCAGCUCAUUAUUGCUUUCCCCAAAGACUGAAUAG
This is a messenger RNA of Theileria equi strain WA, 851 nucleotides long. Its product is annotated as prohibitin, putative. Gene Ontology annotation, cellular component: mitochondrion; membrane. NCBI's taxonomy places the organism in Eukaryota, Apicomplexa, Aconoidasida, Piroplasmida, Theileriidae. The transcript is spliced from 5 exons. The record is from RefSeq and is a predicted model, not a curated record. Gene Ontology annotation, biological process: mitochondrion organization. The coding region runs from base 15 to 851 and encodes 278 amino acids.